Messenger RNA from Miscanthus lutarioriparius, 2355 nucleotides. The record is from the annotation of a GenBank genome assembly. NCBI's taxonomy places the organism in Eukaryota, Viridiplantae, Streptophyta, Magnoliopsida, Poales, Poaceae.
AUGGCCACUGCCAGCUGGGUCCAGCCCAGGUUGAAGCCCACAGGUCACGUCACCGAGCAGGCACGGCCUUCCUCUGUAUCACCAGCAAAGCAAAGGAUCGGAUUCAGGCCUUCCUCUGUAUCACCAGCAAAGCUAAGGAUCGGAGGCUUCUCCAUCCAGGGCAGCAAGAUGGGAAUGACUCCUGAAGUAAUGUAUGGACAAAAUGUAUUUGUUCCUGCUACUGCAAAUCCCUACCAAUAUGGUUAUGCAGAAGUUGGAUCACCGAUGGAAUGGUAUAACCACCCGAGCUCUUUAGGAUAUGAUGGCCAAGAUAUUUACUAUCCGGCUGAAGGCAUGCAAUGCGUAUACUACGCAGCCCCAGACAAUGGAUCCAUGCAUCCUACCUACAGUCCUUACCCUUCUGAUCCUUCUUUCGUACCCGAUGGCUCAUUUAUGCCUCAGGAGUAUGUUGCUGACCCUGCUAACUCCACAUGCCAAAUAGCCCCGACAUCCUAUUACAUUCCAGCUGUUCUUCCUUAUGCACAAGAUAGUGUCCCGGGAAGCGCAACCACACCUCUUCACUCCCCCAAUGUUGCAUUUCUUCCUGGCAUACCAGGUUAUGCUGCAACAUCUGCAAAUGCAGCAUUUCCUUUAAUUGCUCCCGUCACCACAAAAAGCGACAUUGUUAUGCAUCCACCCGUACAGUCUACUAUUGUACCUUCAAAGCAGUUCCAGGACCAUGCAAAACCACCAAAGGUUCAACUGCACAAUUUGGUUCCCCAGAAGCAAGAGUUGCCGGAUAGAUGCAUGGUGCCUGCUAAACUCCCUCAUGCUUCUCAGGUAUCAGCACAUUUGUCUGGAAACAAUUGCCUUGGAUGUGCUGCUGGAUCUGAUCUUCAGAAGUGGGCUGCCGCUGAGAAAUUCCAGCCAUCUUCAAAGUCAAGUGGUCAUCUAAAUGGUACUGGCCAAAAAGUGCAUAGCUUAGUUGAUUCUGAGAAACCAAGCAAUCAGAGCUCUGCCAUAGUUGUGAAAUCUUACACAUCAAGGCUCCCUGUCGGUAAUCCGGAUGGGACAAUCAUUAUAAGAACCGACCAGUACAACAGAGAUGAUCUCCGAAUUGACUAUACGUAUGCAAAGUUCUUUGUUAUCAAGUCAAUUGGUGAGGCAGAUGUGCACAAAUCGAUAAAGUAUGGUGUAUGGUCAAGUUCCUUCAAUGGAAACAGCAAGCUAGAUAGUGCAUUCAGGGAUGCUGACAGGAUAUCAAGGAGGCAUUCUACUAAAUGUCCAGUUUUCUUGUUCUUCUCUGUCAAUGGUAGUGGGCACUUCUGUGGCAUGGCUGAGAUGGUUGGACCUGUUGAUUUUCACAAGGACAUGGACUUCUGGUGUCAGGAUAAAUGGACCGGAUGCUUUCCUGUGAGAUGGCACAUCGUUAAAGAUAUACAAAAUUGUUCUUUGCAGCAUAUCACACUGCAGAAUAAUGAAAACAAGCCUGUGACACACAGCAGAGAUACACAGGAAAUACCAUACCUCCCUGGAAUAUCUAUGAUCGAGAUCUUCAAAAACAUCAAAGCGAGGUUCUGCUUGUUUGAUGAUUUUAUGAGAUAUGAGGCAGAAGAGGCGCAAAAGAAAACACACAGAAGGUGCAAGCUGAGUUACAAUGCUCCAGACUUUGUACCUGUCGCACAGCGUACAAAAGAUGCUUCUGACACUCAGCAGACAAAAUCCAGCAGCGUGCUGGUAGACAAAACAUCUGAGAUACAAAAUGUGGCCGAGAAGCCGCAUGAUGCUAAGGUGAUCAAACCUCAGGAACCGUGUGUCUCUGAAAACCAGACCAAUGAGGCUGAGAAAGAGAAUGGAGUACAGGAAAGUCAUUGCAGUGGCAAUCAGAGCCAAGAGGAUGCAGCGAAAGCUGUAACUAACCAUCCACCAGCUUCAAGCUUGAAGGCAGGUGCGGAGGGGAAACAGCAGUACUGGAAGAAGGUCGAAAAUCCAAAGCAGCAUGCAGACAGCGGUGCUGCCCAGGGCUCACUGAAAGCACCUGAAAAGCGGCUAAAUGGAGUUAGUGGCUCUGCAAGCGCAGUUCCAGAGGGUGGCGAGGAGCAGAGGGUCACUGCUAAACUUGGUUCUCUCAAAAUCGGUUCCAAGGCAGUGGAGGCUGACUGUAAGACUAACACAGUUGGUGUGGAGAAGCGGCUAAAUGGAGUCAGUGGCUCUGCGAGUGCUGUUCCAGAGGGUGGCGAGGAGCAGGGGGUCGCUGCCAAACUUGGUUCCCUCAAAAUUGGUUCCAACGCAGUGGAGGCUGACCGUAAGACUAACACAGUUGGUGUGGUGACAAUUGGUUCGAUGCCGGUCCGGGUUGACAGUUGUGACGUCUAG